CGUCUAGGACCACUGGCGGCUGCUUUAGGCUCCUCGCGGGGCUGGUGGGUAGAUGAGCACUGUGGAGCUUUUUGGGAGGAAGAGCAGUAUUUAUUCCCAAAAGUGUGGGAGGCACGGGGGUCUGGGUUCGAAGCAACGAAAGUGUGGAGUGUGGACUGUAAUUAUUUCUAGUAAUGCUUAAAACAGCAAACCAGUUCCUGCGGUCCCGCUUUACUUUUUUGCAAAGUUGUUUUGCUUCUUUCUGAAACUUGUAUUAGUUCUUACUGAGCUGGAGAAGAGUGAUCGAUCUCAGCGUUACCUGGUUCCAGCUGUGGGUGGGAGCUUUAUGAAGUCGGGGGCUAGGAUGUUUAACGUCUUAGGCAUUUCGAAUUUGAACUUCUCAAGAGUGUUUUAGAACUAAAGAAUAGGGGUCAUCUGAAAUUUAUUGGCUCCCAGGACAAAGUUGGAGAUUACUGCUCAAGCAUAAGUUUUCCUAAGACUGCUACAGAGAUGUUUGAUGUAAAGGCUUGGGCUGAAUAUGUUGUGGAAUGGGCUGCAAAGGACCCAUAUGGUUUCCUUACGACAGUUAUUUUGGCUCUUACUCCACUGUUCCUAGCAAGUGCCGUCCUGUCUUGGAAAUUGGCCAAGAUGAUUGAAGCCCGGGAGAAGGAGCAAAAGAAGAAACAAAAACGUCAAGAAAAUAUUGCAAAAGCUAAACGACUGAAAAAAGAUUGAAGGGAUGAACAGGCUCUGCAAACAGAAAGAAGCCAUUUGGAAAAUUAGGCAGCUUUGGAAGGACCCCUGAGGUUUCUUUGGAUUUCAUGGAAGUUAUUAAUGUCCAUACAGAAGAAUCAUUCUGGAAUGUGACCUCAAUACUGUACUAACUUUCAGGCCUGGGCACAGAUGUUUGUUGGUGACCAUUGGCAGUUAUUAUAAAUUAGUAUUUGAUUAUAUUGGUUGAGUAUCACUGAUGCCUAACCCAGAAUACUCCAAAAUCCAAAACUUUAUAUGCACAGAUGUGAUGCCACAAGUACAAAAUUCCCCAGCUGACCUCUCAUGGGUCUUAGUCAAAAUACAGAUGCACUAAAAAUGUAUAAAAUUUCUUCCAGCCUAUAUGAAACAAAUGAAUUUCCUAAAGAUGUCUCAUUAUGUAUAUGCAAGUAUUCCAAAAUCUGAAAACAUCUAAAACAUUUCUGGUUCCAGGCAUUUCAGAGAAGGAACAUUCAACCUGUAGUACGAAUUCUUUAUCAUUGACUUAGUAAUUUGCCAUUUUGUAGCUAUGUUCUGAAAUAAAAACAUCCUGUGGAAACAAAUGACUUUA
This is a messenger RNA of Heterocephalus glaber (naked mole-rat), 1300 nucleotides long. Lineage: Eukaryota; Metazoa; Chordata; Mammalia; Rodentia; Bathyergidae. The record is from RefSeq and is a predicted model, not a curated record.